Messenger RNA from Manacus vitellinus (golden-collared manakin), 8004 nucleotides. It is a transcript of the gene MYO15B, whose product is annotated as myosin XVB. The record is from RefSeq and is a predicted model, not a curated record. Gene Ontology annotation, cellular component: cytoskeleton; myosin complex. Bases 1 to 7728 code for a protein of 2575 amino acids. Gene Ontology annotation, molecular function: protein binding; ATP binding; cytoskeletal motor activity. The transcript is spliced from 64 exons. NCBI's taxonomy places the organism in Eukaryota, Metazoa, Chordata, Aves, Passeriformes, Pipridae.
AUGGGUACAAAAGAGACUGUAGUGGGCAGCACUUCCAGCAGUGAGGAGAAGAGCAGCUCUUCAGAAGAGAAGGGCAGUUCUUCAGAACAGAGGAACAGUUCAGAAGAGAAGAGCAGCUCUUCAGAAGAGAAGGGUAGUUCAGAAGAGAGGAGCAGUUCAGAAGAGGAAGAUGGCAACAGUGAGAAAGAAGCCAUGCUCGAAGGUCCUCCUGUGACUGAAGGCAAAGGCUACAAGGAGGUGGUUGAUGAAAGCAAUGAAGCAUCUAUUGAACCUGAAAGGGAGCAGGAAACCACAGAUGGAAAAAUUGAAUCUGAGGAUGAAGGCACUGAAUGUGCAGGAUUGGAAGCAGAGGAGAAGAUGAAGAAGCAAGAUGACAUGCUGACACAACCAAAAUGUGUUCUAGCUGAGGACAGUGGGGCAGAUGAUGAGAAAUCAAGGCUGAAAGCUCGUCUGCUGAGCGUGGCACGUGCAAUUGGUAUUUCGAGAUGGCUCUUGAAGAAGUUUGGGAAGAGGAAGAGGAGCAGCAAACCUUUUGGAUUCAGAAGCAGAAUGGCAAUCCGGCUUCUAAGCACUGCUGGGUCUUUGGUGGGUCAAAGCCAGAGAAACAGCAGACAGGGCUUCCUUCUGCAUGAAGAGGAUCCAAUAUGGACAUCAGAUUAUUCCAGUGAGGUGGAUGUCAAAGGAGGCUCGGGUGUCCUCCAGACUGCAGGGUCUGUAGUCACUCCUGGUGCUCACUGGGCUCAGCAGCAGGGCCAGGGCUGUGACCCUGCAGCGUGGCUGAACUCGGAGCUGCUGCUGCCCCGCCUGACCAUCGAGAACCUGAGCAAGUGGGCCAUCUACAGGGACCCACAGCUGGCCAGCAGCCGUGUGAGGAAGGUCUGCAAGGAGCAGUGGGAGGCAGAAGAUGCCAGUGACGAUGUGCUAGAGAUGGAGUUCCUGCAGAAACAGGUGUACAGGUGUGAAGACCCCUGUGCAGAAGUUGAGGAGAUUGAAGAUCUAACCAGGCUGGAGGAAGUCUCUGAGAGCUCAGUCCUGCUGUGCCUGAAGAAGAGAUUCCACCGCAAUCUCAUUUAUACUUACAUUGGGCAAAUUUUGGUUUCUGUGAAUCCUUUCAAAGACCUGAGUAUCUACUCUGAAGAUGUGGCUACCCGACACGUCUUUGCCAUAGCAGAAAUGGCCUACACGCUGUCCCAGUCGUCAGGGCAGGAGCAGUGUGUCAUCAUCAGCUUCCUUACCUCUUGUUUCUCCAGUGGACACAGUGGAUCAGGUAAAACAGAAGCUGCCAAAGCAAUUGUGCAAUACCUGACCCUGCUGUACCAGGGAUCAGACAGCCACAGGAUCAGACAGCCCUGCAAUGUCCUACCCAUCCUGGAGAGUUUUGGAAAUGCCAGAACCAUCCUCAACGACAACUCAAGCCGUUUUGGAAAGCUUCUGAACGUCCACCUGCGACAUGGCUUCGUGGUGGGAACAUCCAUCUCCCAGUACCUGCUGGAGAAGUCUCGAGUGGUAUUUCAGGGCAGAGCAUGUGACAUCCUGGGGAAGGAGGACAGUCAGGACUUUCUGGUCUUGGUGCAAGCUCUGGAGGGGAUCUGCCUCUCUGAGGACCAGCUGAACUCCACCUGGGCUGUCCUGGCUGCCAUUCUGCAGCUGGGGAACAUCUGCUUUACCUCCUGCGAGAAAGAAUCUUAUGAACACGCUGCCAUUGCCAGUGACACUGAGAUCCAGAUUGUGGCCAAUUUGUUGUGUGUCUCAGCAGAUUUCCUGCAAAGUGCUGUCACUCACCGUGUCACUGUGACAUCUUACGACCGGAUCUUCACCCCUCUGUCUGUAGAAGGAGCCAUCGAUGCCAGGGACUCCAUUGCCAAGACUCUGUACUACCUGCUUUUUGAGUGGCUGCUGCUGAGGAUCAACGAGUGGUUGGCUCCCUGGGAAUCAGACUGUGCCGUGGGAAUUGUGGACAUGCAUGGUUUUGAGGAUCUCGGGUUGAACAGCUUGGAGCAGCUCUGCAUCAACUUUGCCAACGAGCACCUCCAGCAGUUUUUCAGUCAGACUGUCAUUGCCCAGGAAGAGGAGGAAUACAGCCAAGAGCAGUUAGCUUGGGUUCCUAUUUCCAAGAUGUACAGCGAGUCGUGCCUCGAUUUCCUCACUGCAAAACCCCACGGCAUCUUGUGCAUCCUGGAUGACCAGACAUCACUGACUCAGGCCACAGACCACACUUUCCUCCAAAAGUGUCACUACCAUCAUGGAAACAGCCCCUGGUACACCAAGCCCAAGCUGCCCUUGCCAGUGUUCACUGUGAAGCACUAUGCAGGCCCUGUCACCUACCAGGUUCACAAGUUUCUUAAUAAAAACCGUGACCAGCUGCGUCCAGAGGUGCUGGACAUCUUCUCUCAGAGCCGCCUCAAGGUGGUGUCUCACAUUUUCCAGAAGGCUAAAGCUGCCUAUAGUCAGCAAAGGAAGCUGGGGCCGAGGGGCAAAGGGCUCAAGCCUCAGGCCUCCACACUGGUGUCCAAAUUCCAGCAGUCUUUGCAGGACCUCACAGCCAAGCUGAGAAGGAGCCAUGCCUUCUUCAUUCGGUGCAUCACCCCUAAUCCCAAAAAGCUGUCAAAUAUCUUUGAUGUGGAGUAUGUCACUUGUCAGCUGCGACAUUCUGGGAUACUGGAGGCUAUCCACAUCAGAAAGGAGGGAUACCCCAUCCGUCUUCCAUUCCAGAACUUCCUGGCCAGGUAUGGGCUCCUGGCUGGGCGAGGGCUCAGCUGCCUGGAGGAGAGAGAAGGCUGUGCAGCAGUGCUGGCUCGUGUGCUGGGGAACCCCUCGGACCUCUAUCAGAUUGGAGUAACAAAGGAGAAAGUCACAGUCAUUCAGGCUCACUUCCGAGGCUACCAGGCAAGGAAGCGUUACAGGAGGCUGAAGAAGACUUUGGUGCAAUUUAAUACCAUGAUUUUAAUCUCCAGACCUUUGAUUCAAAGGAGGAAGCGCUGCCAGGACGUGGGGCUGCUGGAGAUCCCUGCAGAGCUUGCAGCCCUCCUGCAGUUCGUUGAAGGUCGACACCAAGCACAGACCAACCAGAUAACAGAGGCAUUGCCUCCAGAAAUCAAGGUCAAAGAUGACCUUUCCCUCCCACCCAGCAUCAACAGCUAUCCCUUCUCCUCCUUUGUUAAGUCACACUUCCAGAAGCCAGAUUUCCCUGCCCUUGGUCAGCCUCUGCAUCACCCCUUAACCCAGCUGGGCACCGAACACCACGAGAGUGCACUUGAGAUCAACAAACUGGUAAGAGACAUCGUUCUUGACCUUGCUGAAGAACAGAUUUUGCGGUUCAUUGGUGACAAGAGCCUCCAUGGCUGGCAGGAGGUGCUCCUGGGCAACUACAUUGCUGGCAGAGGUUUGAGUAACGUGGCUCUGCGCGACGAAAUCCUCAGCCAGGUGGUUGCCCAGGCAUGGAAGAACCCAGACGUGGAGCACAGCCAGCGAGCCUGGGUCCUGAUGGCGACUGUGCUGAGCUGCUUUGUGCCUUCACCAGCUCUGGAGAAGCCCUUGCUGAAAUUUGUGUCAGACCAUGGCAUGGAGGGCUACAAUGCUGUCUGCCAGCGCAAGAUCCUGACAGCAGCACAUCACACAGAGACAGGCUCUGCACCCUCUCGGGCCUACCCUCCCACUCGGCUGGAGUGGACAGCAAACCAGAGGAGAGGGAAGAUAGUGUUGGAUGUUCACACCUUUAAUGAGGAGGUGUUCUCAGCUGAGGUGGAGUCCUGGAUGACUGGGGAGCAGUUUGCAGCCUGGAUCCUAAAUGCAAGGGGCUGUGAUAAGAAGACUCGAGGGUGGUCUGUCUCCAUGUUAACUGGCAACACAUGGCAGGACCUGCUGGGCUGUGACUUUGUGCUGGACCUCAUUGGAGAGAUGGAGGAGACCAGCAACUUCAGCAGCGCUUCCCAGUCCCCAGCUGAGUUCCCCAUCACUGCAGAAAGGGACAGGAGCACCUACCAGUUCUCUGACCUGGAUUCGAUCCCUCCUGCCCCAGGCAUCCAGGCCCCUUCCUUCCCACCCCCUAGCCUGCCUCCAGAAUUCAUGGAUUUCCAUCCAGAUCCAAGGACUAGAGAUGACCUGAGGAGCCCCGUAGGCCUGGAUCACUAUGUGGAUGAUCUCUUCAGCCCUGUGCUGCAUCAGGGCUCCAGACCAUCAGAUUUGGAGAACAGGGACAGUCUCACCGGACGCAUGAAAGGAGGUGGGAAGAUUGGACCCACAAGGAGAGGAGUCUUUCCUUCUACAGGCUUCCCUGGAAUGGCUCAAGCACCAGUUUACCAGCCCAUGCCUUCCAUGAUGGGGGUGCCAGCAGCCAUGCCCAUGAUGCAAGGGGCUGGUGGGAUCACACCUAUGCCAGCCAUGGUUAUGCCCCAGCCCAUGCUUCCAGGUGUGGAUCCCAACCAGCUGGCAGCACAGCAGCAAGCCUUUAUCAACCAGCAAGCCAUGCUCAUGGCCCAGCAGAUGACCCUUCAGGCCAUAAGUAUUUCCCAGCAACAGCAGCAGCAGCUGCAAAAGUCUCUUGAGAAGUCAAGGCCGAGAGUCUCAAGUCCACCACAAGCCCAAGCCCCAGCCACUGCCCCCAAACCCAAGAAGCCUCCCACAAGCCAGGAUGCUGCAACACCACCAGAGUCUUCAGAACCACCAGCUAAGGGUUAUGACUACACGGGAGAUGAGUUCUCCAGCAGUGGAGAUGAUGACUCUCCUCGGGAAACCUUCCAGCAGAAGAGACAAUAUUUUCAGAAGAUGGCUCCUGCUUCCCCUGUGCCAUCUCCUGAGCCAAAGCCAAUAAAGCAGACACCAAAAGUGAAGAAGGAGCCACCUGUAGUGAAACCCUCAGGCCCCGAGUCACGUCCUGCACCGAGCCGCGAGAUCGGCAACAUCAUCAAAAUGUACCAGAGCCGACCAGCCCCUGAGCCCCAGCCCAUCGAGCCCGUAAGAGUAAACAAGCCGUUUGUAAGGAGGAAUGACCCCAAAAAUGAGGCUCUGGCCAAGCUGGGAAUGAUGAACUCCUCAUCUUGCCGAUCACCAUCUCCUGUGCCACAAGAGAAGAAAGUACCUCCACCUAUCAAGCCCAAGCCAGGCUCAGCUUCCAGCUCUAUCAAGGAGAAGCAGUUGCCUCUCCUCUCCAUCUUCAGGCCAGAUUCUACCCCACCAGCGUCUGCAGGCCCUCUUGCUCCCCCUCCUCUCCCACCACUGCCUUCACCUCUAAAGCCUGAGGACCAAGGCAGGCAGGAAUCCACAGAGAGGGACUCUGCUGUAACAGUAGCAGAUGAUGAUGGCAUCAAGACCCAGCUGUACAAGCUCACCACCAGCGUCAGCUUCUCCUAUGCAGACCCUGCCUGGAAAAUCUUCCUGCGCAAAGAGGUGUUUUACCCCAAAGAAAAUUUCAGCCACCCUUAUUGCCUGAACUUGCUGUGUGAACAGAUCAUCCGUGACACUUUCUCCAACUCCUGCUUUCGGAUCUCCAAGGAGGAGAAGCGCAAGAUGAAAGACCUGCUGACGGAGUUCCGGGUUGGAAAUGACGUCCAGUCCAUCAAGGAGGAUGGAAUAAAGAAGAGGAUUGUACUGGCUGCUCGGGAUAACUGGGCCAACUAUUUCUCCCGCCUCUUCCCAGUUCAUGGUGAAGAGGGAAGUGAUGUGCAGGUCCUGGGUGUUUCUCACCGGGGCAUUCGGCUGCUGAAGGUGGAGAAAGCAGCCAUGUAUAAUCCUGAGCACCUCAAGAUUCUUCGCAGCUACUGCUUUGCAGACGUGCUGUCAGUGGAGCUGAAGGGCAGCAGUGCCCUGGAGUUCUCUCUGAAGACAGAGCAGCUCCUCCUGCACUCUCUGAAGGCUCCAUGCAUCAAGGCCAUGGUGGAACAAUUCAUGCAGGAGCUGAGGCAGGACACCAACUACGUCGUUGCUCUGCGCAGCUACGUCGUGGAUGACAAGAGCCUCCUCAGCUUCAGGAGGGGCGACCUCAUUGAGCUGCUGCCCAUGCAAGGCGUGGAGCCAGGCUGGCAGUUUGGCUGCACUGGUGGCCGCUGUGGUCUCUUCCCCACUGACCUGGUGCAGUUGGCUGCAGCCCCUGAUUACCUCAGCACCAACAUGGACAGACAUGCAGAGCUAUGGAAGAGAAGGAAAUCUUCCCCAGAGAGCAGAAACACCAGCAGGGAGAGUUCUGUUCCCAGCCUGACAUCAGAACCCGACAGCACCAUGUUAGUCCCUGCUGGUGAUCGUUAUACCAUGAUUGACUUCGCCACAGCCUAUUUCCGGGAGGCUCAGUCCAUGCAGGGACUGCAGGGGAUGUCUGCUGAAAAGAAGAGUAUAGCUGGCCUGGUCCGGCACACCAAGGUCCCAAUCCAGAUGUCUUUGCUCUGGUACUCUGACAGUGAGCUGAAUGAGCUGGCUACAAAGAACUUCCAGACGCUGAUGCGGCUCAUGGGAGAUCAGCCCAAGCACAAGGACCAGACUGAGGUUGAAUGUAUCUAUGAAAUCCUCAAGCUAUGCAAGGAGAAGGAGCAUUUGCAUGAUGAGAUCUACUGCCAGGUCAUCAAACAGGUCACCCACAACCCUAACCAGGAGAGCUUGCUGCGUGGCUGGUUGGUCCUGAAUCUGCUAACUGGAUACUUUCUUCCUACUAAAACCCUGAUGCCCUAUGCCACCAAGUUCCUGCAGCUAGCCAGCAGUGAUCCAUCCAGCACCCACCAAGAUAUAGCCAAGAUCUGCCAGAGCAACCUGCGGAAGAACUUCAUGUACGGGGGCCGCCGAAACCUUCCUUUCCCUGUGGAGAUGGAGGCACUGCUGAAGGGGCACGGUGCCCGCCGGCUGGUGAUACUGAUGCCUGGAGGCAUGGAAUACCUCACCAGGAUCAGGACAUUCACGGUGGCCAAGGAGCUCUUGCAGGAGAUCUGUGAGCAGAUGGGAGUAGUUGAACAGGAAGAGAUACAGGACUUUUUUCUUUUUGCUAUCAGGACUGACAAGAAAAAUCUUGUGAAGCCAAUAAAACCAGAGGAGUAUCUCCACGAUUACCUGCUGGAGGACAAGAUGGUCACCCUGACUUUGCGCAGGCUCACCUGGACAACACCUCUGCACUUCGAGAACCAAAUCUAUACAGACGUCCACUAUGGACAGGUGCUGUGGGAUUACCUGAAUGGGAGGAUCCUGCUGACCCAGAGUAAAGAAACAGAGAUGCAAGUGGGCCUUUUGGCAAUGCUCCAGCACUGGGCCAAACCAGAGCAGCAGAACUCUGCUCCCUCUGGGGAAGAGCUGAAGAAAUACACACCACAGACCCUGCAGCACUCCAUCGGUUCCAUGGCUCUGGAGAAUCAGGUUGCCACAUUGCUGAGGACAAGGCAGCCCCUCCAGCCACUGGAUGCAAAAAUCCAGUUCAUAGAACAUGUGAUGAAAUUGCCUUUCUUUGGCUACACCAUGUUCAUCGUGGAGAGAGUCAGCGAUGAGACGAUCCCUGCGCCCUGUUUCUUUGGUGUGAAUCAAGAGGAGAUCAUUGUGGUGAAUGGCAUCACCAAGGCCGUGUCCCGGGUCAUUCCCCUGAAGGAGGUGCAGAAGAUGCGCACCCUGAAGCCCAUGUCCAAAGAUGGACUUCCCGGCUUGGAGCUGAACUACGGAUCACCUGCCAUCCCCAAGACCAUGUGGAUUGAACUGAAACAGGCUAAAGAACUGUACCACACGCUUGUUGUCAUCCUGGACAAAACAGAGCUCCACCCCUAGAGCCUGAAAGGAGGAGAAUGACCAAGGAAAACAGCUGUGUCUCUCUUCCUUUGUACUUGAUCAGUGCUCCCUGACCUGCCUUCUGCAGAGAACACUUCCAGAAGACAGCCAUGACCUGAGACAGCUGCUUUCUAAGGCUGCCACCACAGUGUUUGUUGAUGGACUGUACCACAAUCUCACCCCUGGUGACCUGCCAUUCAGUACCCAAGUACUUCCCUGAAGCAAUCCAUGCUGUGGAUAAACAAACCACAAGGCCCUCUCCACACCACAGUUCCA